Molecule: messenger RNA, 637 nt
Organism: Syzygium oleosum
Lineage: Eukaryota; Viridiplantae; Streptophyta; Magnoliopsida; Myrtales; Myrtaceae
Exons: 1
Coding region: 127-444 (105 amino acids)
Source: RefSeq, a predicted model, not a curated record
CCACCACCACCACCACCACCGUCUUUCUCUCUCUCUCUCUCUCUCUCUCUCUCUCUCUCUCUCUCUCUCCCUCCCUCUUGGCUUCUUCAUAGCUCCCUUCCAAACCUCCAGCGGUAGAAAGCAUCAAUGGUAUCCUCUUCUCAUGCGGCUUCGCUGUACUGCGCCCUCGUCUUCGCAGCCCUCGUGCUGUUGAGCAGCUCGCGAAAGGCCCAGACCCUCGCGAACGGCGGCGGUGACACCUACACCGACGUCAGGGGCGCUCAGAUCCUGGAGCGGCCGUGCGACGAGAUAUACGUGGUGGGCGAGGGUGAGACGCUGCACACCAUCGGCACCAAGUGCGGCGACCCUUUCAUCGUCGAGCGCAACCCUCACAUGCACGACCCAGACGAUGUUUUCCCGGGGCUUGUCCUGAAGAUCGCUCCUUCUUUGAGGUCUGGGAAUUGAGUUUGGCAUCCAUAGUUGGUUAGGCCAAUUAUAUUCAAAGUUUUGCUUGCUUUUUCUUCCUGGUUUAUCAUAUAUACAUAUGAUGUGUUUUUGUAGAUAUAUACGUUUCAGAGUCUUGUGAAGCUGCUGUUCUGAUAUUCACAAUCAGACCGGUUUUUCAAAGUUAUGUGAAUAUUUUUUAGAUUCUUGUGAA